Molecule: messenger RNA, 2642 nt
Organism: Alligator mississippiensis (American alligator)
Lineage: Eukaryota; Metazoa; Chordata; Crocodylia; Alligatoridae
Gene: GPATCH3
Product: G-patch domain containing 3
Exons: 7
Coding region: 1-1476 (491 amino acids)
Biological process (GO): negative regulation of type I interferon production; negative regulation of RIG-I signaling pathway; positive regulation of DNA-templated transcription
Molecular function (GO): nucleic acid binding
Source: RefSeq, a predicted model, not a curated record
AUGGCGGCGCCCAGCACUGAGGGGCCUGCUCAGUACUGCCUGGUGAGCCGCGUCCCGGCCGCGCUGCGCUCCCCGCAGCUCCGCGCCUACUUCAGCCAGUUCCUGGAGGCUGGCGGCUUCCUCUGCUUCCACUACCGGCACCGGCCCGAGCGCGCCGCCCCCGCGGGGCAAGGCCCGGCGCCGCCGCCGCCCACCUGCUGCUGCCUGGUGGCGGUGCGGCCCGGCCAGGCCGCCCGCCUGGUGCGCAUGUACUCGGGCCGGCGCUGGCUGGGCCCCCGCGGCGAGGCGCUGCCCGGCCGCUGCCUCAUCCGCAGGGUCCGAGUCGCCCCGGACGCAGACGUGGACACAUUCACCUACAAAACUAAAAAGGAACUUCAGAGUAAAACCCAGAGCGAAACUUUCACCCAGACUGACUUAAAGUGGCUGCCUGAGCUGAACCCUCCUGCGUUCAUGCCCCAAGGCAAUGUGGGAACCCCUUUGAGUGUCUUCCUGGAGCUGAUCAGGACCUGCAGGCUGCCACCCCGAGUUAUCAAGAAACUGCAGCUGAACUUCCCCAAAACAGGCUCCUCUCGUCGCUAUGGGAAUGUGCCCUUCAAAUACCAGGACACUGAGACUUUUGCACAAGAGCUGGUCUAUACAGCUGCGGGUGAUGAGAUCACAGAGGAAAGUGAGCCUGUGAUAAGCUCUGGGGUGUCGGAUCAAACGCAUGAUGAUGAUGAUGACGGCAUUGGGGAAAGAUCAGGAAAGGAAAAAUCAGAAGAGUCUCACUCGGACGAUGACGACGACCGGUGCGAGGAGUGGGAGCGGCACGAAGCACUGCAUGAGGAUGUGACCAAGCAGGAGCGUGCAGAGGAGCGGCUGUACGAAGAGGAGAUUGAGCUGAAGUGGGAAAAGGGGGGCUCGGGGCUGGUCUUCUACACCGAUGCCCAGUACUGGCAGGAAGAGAAAGGAGACUUUGAUGAGCAGACAGCAGAUGACUGGGAUGUGGACAUGAGCAUCUACUAUGACCAAGAUGGAGGUGAUAAAGAUGCUCGGGACUUGAUGCAGAUGAGGCUUGAGCAGAGGCUGCGGGACGGCUUGGAGGAUGAGUCCAUUGCAGGGCAACGGAUUGGGACCUUUGAGAAGUAUACCAAGGGGAUUGGCCGGAAGGUGCUAGAGAGGCAGGGCUGGAUGGAGGGCCAGGGCCUGGGCAGCAGCACCUCGGGAAUGGCAGAAGCACUGGACAACGAGGGUCAGAAUCCCAGGUGCAAGAGAGGAUUGGGGUACCACGGGGAGAAACUGCAGACUUUCAGCAAGGCAAAGAAACCUCGCCCAGACAGCCACAUCCUCAUCUCAACGGUGUAUGACGAGCCACAGCCCCAGGACACCUGGGAUGAGCUAUUCAGAUGCCAGCCACCCACUGCCAUGAAGUACAGACGGGACAUGGCAUUUGUCCGAGAGACGCACAGUGCUCAGAAGAGCCCUGGCGCCUCUUGAGAGCAACCACUGAAUAGAGACUUUGAGACUCCCUUCAUGUAGCAAUAACAACCUUUUUGUACCUGGACACCAGCUUCUGCCUGGUCUGCACCAAAGCAAACUACCAGACUUUUAACAGAAGUGUGUGUCUGUAUGUGUGUGAAAAGUGUCUAUGUGGAACCAGGGAAAGUGUUCCUGUUACCCAGCUGAGCUCUCUGACCUUUUCUGUUCAGCCUGGGGUUGUUUCUGACUUGUGCCUUUGCAUCAGCAUUCAGGACUGCUGUGUGGAGCAGCCGGUGGGCUUGUUAAGGUUCCUGGAAUGAGAUGGCAGUAGACAAAGGACCUGAACCCAAAUCUUUAGCCACAAGCUGAUUAUUUUUCUUUUGAUAUCCCAGAAAGAAACUAGUACAGACAAGGCCACCUAAGCACAGUAAGCUUCUGGAGGACUGUUGCAACAUAGUGUGCUCAACAUAACCUUCACUGGAGCAAACAUCCCUUUUUUUAAACUUUGCUAUUUCUAUUGUUGAAGACAAACUGCUUUUGAGAGGAGCGAGGCUCCUUUCACAGUGAGAACUAGCUUUGCUCCCUACCUGGACAGCACCUGCUGAGACUCACUUUACACAGCUGUGCAGGUAUGGACAAGGCUCUGCCCUCUCCCCUGUGUCUAGUGCUGCAGCUUCUCUUCCACCAAGAGCCCCCCUAAUCUGCUGCUUGUGGCUCUGGUCUCUAGCAUUAAGAACUAAUCACCAGCAGCAUCUACCUAGGAAGGCUGUAGCCUGUGCCUGUUGAGUUGCUAUCUCCUUUUCACUAGCUCCAGCUGCUGUGAGUGGGGCUAUGCCUAUUUAUUUAAUUUUCCCUUAUUCCAGUGCCAUUUCCAGAGUCAACCAGCACUUUAGAGCAUAAGAAUUGCCAGUUACUGGGUUGGGCUAUCUGUCCACCUUGCCUGGUUUCCUGUGUCACACAGAGCAGAGGCUGGAAGGGAGGGUGACCUGGGUCUGACCAGGAUUAUUCCUCCUGUUCCUCUCUCACUUGCAGCCUCCAGCAUUUAAGGUCUACAAAGUUUUGAAUCAGAGUCCAGUGCUCUAGGGGCCAUUCUCCCAUUUAACCUGUGUGACAGGAGGAGCUGGUCUCUGCUCCCCGGCCCCGGGUAUUGCUCUGCUCUAAAUAAAUAGGUUUAUCAAAAACUA